AUGGAGCCUCUCAAUGUUCUCAUGAUUGGUACUGGAGAGUACACCACCGGUUUCGUCGGUGGCGGUGCCUCUGGCUCAGACAAGAAGGUUGGCGUUGUUGGUCUCAGUCUCUUUGAUCUGCGCCGUCGCGAAAAGGUCAACAAGCUGGGAAUGGUUGGUGUCAAUGGCAAGAAGUUCCCCGCCAUUCGCGAACAUCUCAACAAGAACAUCCAACAAGUCUACAACAACCUCGACACCUCCUUCGACUCAUUCCCAGAAAACGACAAGGUCGACCCCGACGCCUACAAGACCGCCAUUGACGCUCUCAAGCCUGGCGAUGCCAUCACAAUCUUCACCCCCGACCCUACCCAUUUCCCCAUCGCAAAGUACGCCAUUGAGCGCGGCAUCCAUGUCAUGAUCACCAAGCCCGCUGUCAAGGUCCUCGAGGAGCACCAGCAGCUGGUUGAUCUCGCUCAGAAGAAGGGUGUCUACGUUUACGUUGAGCACCACAAACGUUACGACCCUGCCUACGCUGAUGCUCGCGCAAAGGCUCAGAAGCUUGGCGACUUCAACUACUUCUACAGUUACAUGUCUCAGCCCAAAUCACAGCUCGAGACUUUCAAGGCCUGGGCUGGAAAGGAGUCUGAUAUAUCUUACUACCUUAACAGUCACCACAUCGAUAUUUGCGACUCAAUGGUCCAGGAGCGCGGAUAUGUGCCUGUGAGCGUCAACGCCUCUUCCUCCAAGGGUGUUGCUGUUGAUCUGGGCUGCGAUCCUAUCACUGAGGAUACCAUCUCACUCCUCGUCACCUGGAACAAGAACGGCGAGCCCAGCAAGCGAGCCGUUGGUGUCUACACAGCCUCGUGGACCGCUCCUCAAAAGGCUGGUGUCCACUCGAACCAAUACUUCCACUACCUCGCUGCCAACGGUGAGAUCCGUAUCGACCAGGCCAAGCGUGGCUACGACGUUGCAGAUGACUCUAUCGGUCAAUUGAUGUGGUACAACCCCUUCUACAUGAAGUACGCUCCUGAUGAGGAUGGCAACUUCGCUGGUCAGACUGGUUAUGGUUACAUCUCCAUUGAGAAGUUUGUUGAUGGUUGCAGAGCUGUCAACUCUGGCAAGCUCAAGCCUGAGGACCUCGACGCCAAGCCUCUCCCUACUCUCAAGAACACUAUUGCCACAACGGCUAUUCUUGAGGCUGGCCGAAGAAGUAUUGAUGAGAACCGAGAGGUCAAGAUUGUUAUCGAGAACGGCAAGUGGAGGCUGGAGUAA
Messenger RNA from Fusarium tjaetaba, 1251 nucleotides. Its product is annotated as NAD binding Rossmann fold oxidoreductase. NCBI's taxonomy places the organism in Eukaryota, Fungi, Ascomycota, Sordariomycetes, Hypocreales, Nectriaceae. The record is from RefSeq and is a predicted model, not a curated record. Gene Ontology annotation, cellular component: cytoplasm. The coding region runs from base 1 to 1251 and encodes 416 amino acids. Gene Ontology annotation, biological process: NADPH regeneration. Gene Ontology annotation, molecular function: nucleotide binding; oxidoreductase activity. The transcript has 3 exons.